CAUCAGUUCUUAGUUUACUGUUGGUGAAGUGCAAUUAGAAUUUAAUAUAUUGAAACAAAGGAUACAAUGCUGUUGAUAAUAGUACUCGGUAUUUUGGCAAGUGUCAGUGCAGCGCCAAGGGGCCAUGGCUAUCAUGAUUACAAUGAAUUUGGCAUGAACAAUUACUUUCGAGAUGAUAUGUUCGACACUAAACGUUUUUGGGAAGAAGUGAGACGUGAAAUAUUCCAGGAUAUAAUGGAGGGUUUUACGAAACAUUUUCCCACGGUAACCAGUAAUGAAGGCAUCAUUGGCAAUGAAUAUAAAAUCAAAAUGUCUCUGAACGGCUUCCUAGAAAAGGAUGUCGCUGUUAAGGCGAGAAAAGGCUUAGUAAUGGUGCAGGCGGUACAAAAUAUUGCUAUGGGGGUUCAAAGUAGCUUUUUGGUGAUAAAAUCUUUGCCUGACUACGUCAAUGAAAAUGGUAUCUGGAUUUUGGAUAAUGGUAUUCUGGAUAUUACGUUCCCAUUAAACAAUGGUACUGAGAUAUCAACGUCAGCGCCGAAUUUCAGUCGGGAAGAAAUUGAAAAUACGAAUGUCAUCAACGAGGAGAAUGCUGAUGUGGGAGCUGAGAGAGGAGAUCGGGAUGAAGCUGAAAUAACUCAUAAUGAAAUGCCGAGAGAAAGUAAGGUAGAAGCAACCACAUAUGCUGUCGAUCUAAAUGAUGAGGUGGAAUUUGUGCCCGUGAGAUAUAGAUAAAUAUGUGAAUACUAUGUAAUUAUAUAACUAAAAGUUUAUAAUAAAAUAUAAUAUAUAUUUAAAGUUA
Molecule: messenger RNA, 799 nt
Organism: Leptidea sinapis
Lineage: Eukaryota; Metazoa; Arthropoda; Insecta; Lepidoptera; Pieridae
Exons: 1
Coding region: 67-732 (221 amino acids)
Source: RefSeq, a predicted model, not a curated record